AUGGCUACCAAGGCCACGCUGGAGCUUACCGAAGUGGAACAGACCCUGCGCCAGCUGCUGCUCGAUGUUGCUGAAUACAUUGACAACAAUCCUCUUCCCGCCUCUGAGGCACACAUUCAGCUCCCCGAAGACCUGGCCAAUGCCAAACUCGUGCUUCGCUUCACCGGCGGCUGGGUGAGAGAUAAACUUCUUGGUGUCGAAAGCCAUGACAUCGACGUCGCAAUCAACAAAAUGACCGGCGAACAAUUUGGUUUGCGUCUUAAAGAGUACUUGGAAAUCCCGGGCAACCCAGAGAAGUACGGUCUUGAAGGUGUAGCUUCGUCAGACAAGGCUGGCACGUCUGCAAAGAACAAGCAAGUUGGCGGACUCCACAAGAUCGAGGCCAAUCCGGAGAAAUCAAAGCACCUCGAAACGGUGACGACCAGGAUUUUGGGUCUUGACAUCGACCUAGUCAACCUACGGAAAGAGACGUAUACUGAGGAUAGCCGGAAUCCACAAAUGGAAUUCGGCACACCGAAAGAGGAUGCUCUCCGCCGCGAUGCUACCGUCAAUGCUAUGUUCUACAACUUGAACACCUCAGUAGUUGAAGACUUCACUGGCAAGGGCUUUGAAGAUAUGGAGCUGCGCAUCAUCCGCACCCCACUCGAACCUUACCAAACCUUCAAAGAUGAUCCCCUUCGCGUCUUACGCUUGAUCCGUUUUGCUAGCAGGCUGGGAUACAGCAUCGAACCUUCGGCAGAGGAGUCCAUGGGCAAUGAAGACAUCAAGAAGGCCCUUCACAUCAAGAUCAGCCGGGAGAGAGUGGGCGUCGAGUUGGAGAAGGCGCUUAAAGGACCCGAUCCGCUCGGUGCCAUUCAGUACAUCGACCGUCUCGGCCUUUACACAACCGUGUUCUCAGAUCCCACAAAAGACCACAACUUCACUCCUCCUGCCAAUUGGCCUGUCGCGUAUCAGUGCCUUUCCAGGAUACUGCAAUCUCAAGAAUCAGCCUCAACGAUUGUUCGCUCUAUGGCGAUCCUGGAUGCAGAGGAUUCGUACCUGUCGUGGCUCAUCUCGGCGAUCGUCCCGUGGACCGAUGCACCGGAGCCGCAACCGCUGAAACCAGGCUCGAAAGCACCUCCUCCAGUAGCUUGCUCUGUUGCAAGAGAGGGCAUCAAAGCUCCGAACAAGGUUUGCGAUGUUAUGACGGCGUCAGUCAGGAACCUCGAGGAGAUCCGUGGACUCAAGGACAAAUUCAAUGUCCAACAGCGCCAGCCGCAUAAAAAGUCUGAGGGUGACGACGCUGGCGCACCCGACACUAUCGGUAUGGCUAUCCGCAAGUGGGGUCCAACUUGGAGAAAUCAGGCUCUCUUUGUGCUUUUGUAUGAGGUCUUGAACCAUCCUGAAGGAGAACAAGAGAUUAUUCGGUCCUACGGCCAAUGGUUUGAGCAAGUUCAAAAGCUUAACCUCACAGAGGCUUACGCCCUCAAACCUCUGCUAGACGGAAAAACACUUGCCAAGGCGUUGGAGACACCUCCUGGUCCUUGGAUGAGGUCUGCUCUCGACGUAGUCAUGGCUUGGCAACUGCGGAAUCCCGGAGUCACCGAUACGGCCGAUGCAGUCGAAGAAGUUCGGAUUCAUCGCCAAACCGAGGAUAGUAGCUCUGGCAAGCAGCAGGCUGGUAAGAAGAAGGGUGAGCUGACUUCCCACCUCGCAUCACACUUCCUCCAGCUUACAAUCCGUCCGCUUUUCGCGAAGACUCAAAAUCCCGCGGUGACCGCUCAAGGUCGUAAGAGCAUCCAGUCUCCUGGCCCUCAGAAGACUCGUCUCUUUACCGAGGACGAGUCUGAAACGAGACCUUGGAAGGGCCAGAAAGAAGGCUACGUAUUGGAACUGCUGCGCUGGGUUCUCCUCAAGACGGACGCCGAAGGGAUUGAGAAGAUCUGGCCAUCGGUUAUUCCGCCCAUCCUUGCUCUUGUCGACGACUCAGACCCAAAAUACAAAGCAAAGGGUUGUGACCUCCUUAGUCUGCUACUGGAAAUCACACCAUCUUCGCUGCUCAAACGGACUGGCCUUGCCCAAGUAUUCAAAGAUGCUCUCGAUCCAUGUCUCACAUACCUCCCAUCUCUCACGCCAGAAAGCGAGUCCAUUACUCUCCUCGAUGCUGCAUACCCUGCCCUCAUUUCUCUUGCUAGAACACAGCACCCCAUCUCCUUACCUGUAGACCCCCUCUCUAACGCGGCCCAUGAGCGAGCUAAAGCACUGGAUAAGCUGAUUUGGGACGGCAUUUUGUUCGCUCAUGCUCAUGCUGGCGAGCACGUCCGCAUCGCACAAUGCUUAUUCAUGCACCUCGCCUCCAUCAUCGAUGAGCUUGGUGUGCACUCUGUCAAGCACCUCAAGAACAUCGUCCCGCUUCUAUCAGGCACGUUGUCCGAGCCGCUCGGUCCUGCCUAUCCACCACUGCCAAUCCAAGCGACUCGUACAAUGCAAGUCAUGAUACAGAACUCAUGGAUGCGAAUCCAAGCGUGGAAAGCCGAAAUUUUGAAGGGGUUGUCGGUGUGCUGGGUGAGGCUGACGGCGGAGGGCGAGGAGAAGGAUGGGUUCGUGGAACUGAAGACGGAGUUGCGGAAGACGGUGGAUUUGCUGAAAAAGGCUCUUGAUGGUGUGGAAGGCACGGAGUGGGAGGCAGAUACAAAGAAGUUGAUCGAUGCAGAUGGGAGGUUGGAAGGAUUGCUGGCUUAG
This is a messenger RNA of Diplodia corticola, 2721 nucleotides long. RefSeq names its product trna nucleotidyltransferase. The coding region runs from base 1 to 2721 and encodes 906 amino acids. NCBI's taxonomy places the organism in Eukaryota, Fungi, Ascomycota, Dothideomycetes, Botryosphaeriales, Botryosphaeriaceae. Gene Ontology annotation, biological process: tRNA 3'-terminal CCA addition. The transcript is spliced from 3 exons. The record is from RefSeq and is a predicted model, not a curated record. Gene Ontology annotation, molecular function: ATP:3'-cytidine-cytidine-tRNA adenylyltransferase activity; RNA binding.